This is a messenger RNA of Apis florea (little honeybee), 1218 nucleotides long. It is a transcript of the gene Mo25, whose product is annotated as calcium binding protein Mo25. Lineage: Eukaryota; Metazoa; Arthropoda; Insecta; Hymenoptera; Apidae. The record is from RefSeq and is a predicted model, not a curated record. Gene Ontology annotation, molecular function: protein serine/threonine kinase activator activity. Gene Ontology annotation, biological process: intracellular signal transduction.
GUCAUUGUAUCGUUAAUCGACUUAAUACACGACCUCCAUUUUUGUUGCAACUAUUUCAUUCGGCAUAUUUCUUACAGUGUUUCUUGAUUCAAUUAUUUUUUAAAUCAUUUUUUGAAUUUUUAAAUGCAUUUCUACGAAAAUCAAAAUUUAGGUCUGUACAUUGUGAAAAAUAUGCCUCUGUUCGGAAAGUCUCAAAAGAGUCCGGCGGAGGUGGUGAAAGCUCUUAAGGAAGCAGUAAAUGCAUUGGAGCGUGGUGAUAAGAAGGUAGAAAAGGCUCAAGAGGAUGUCAGUAAAAAUUUAGUACAUAUAAAAAAUAUGCUUUAUGGAACAGCUGAAACAGAACCUCAAGCAGAUAUUGUUGUUGCGCAAUUGGCGCAAGAAUUGUAUAAUAGUAAUUUGUUGCUUUUACUUGUGCAAAAUCUUAGUCGCAUAGAUUUUGAGGGAAAGAAAGAUGUUGCUCAAGUAUUUAAUAACAUAUUACGGAGACAAAUUGGAACCAGAUCUCCAACAGUAGAAUAUAUAUGUACUAAACCAGAAAUAUUAUUUACUCUUAUGUCUGGGUAUGAACACCAAGACAUUGCUUUGAACUGUGGCACUAUGUUAAGAGAAUGUGCAAGAUAUGAGGCCUUGGCUAAAAUCAUGAUCUAUUCGGACGACUUUUACAAUUUUUUCAGAUAUGUUGAAGUAUCAACUUUCGAUAUAGCUUCCGACGCAUUUUCUACAUUCAAAGAAUUACUUACCAGGCAUAAAAUACUGAGCGCAGAGUUUUUAGUUAAUUAUGAUAAAGUUUUCUCUCAUUAUCAAAGGUUAUUGAAUUCAGAAAACUAUGUUACGCGACGACAGAGUUUGAAACUACUAGGAGAACUUUUACUUGAUAGACAUAAUUUUACUGUAAUGACACGGUAUAUUUCAAAUCCUGAUAAUCUGAAAUUGAUGAUGAAUAUGCUUAAAGAAAAAUCACGUAAUAUUCAAUUUGAAGCGUUUCAUGUGUUUAAGGUGUUCGUGGCGAAUCCAAAUAAACCAAAACCAAUUUUAGAUAUAUUAUUGCGCAAUCAGGAAAAAUUAAUCGAAUUUCUGACGCGCUUCCACACUGAUCGUUCCGAAGACGAACAGUUUAAUGAUGAGAAGGCGUAUCUUAUUAAACAGAUUAAAGAGCUUAAGUCUGUACAUGAAAAUUAAAUUCAAAAUAUAAAUUAUUGCUACAGCUAUCGUUAACUA